Messenger RNA from Drosophila takahashii, 1604 nucleotides. Its product is annotated as mitochondrial nicotinamide adenine dinucleotide transporter SLC25A51. NCBI's taxonomy places the organism in Eukaryota, Metazoa, Arthropoda, Insecta, Diptera, Drosophilidae. Gene Ontology annotation, molecular function: NAD transmembrane transporter activity. Gene Ontology annotation, cellular component: mitochondrion. The record is from RefSeq and is a predicted model, not a curated record.
CCGUCGAUGUCAUACCGUGGUUCUUCUUCAUUAUUAUAUAAUUAAACCCCGACCCGAUGUGAAUCGCAAUCAAAACAAACGAGCACUAAAACGGAGUACGGAGCGUGUGAGUAGUUACAAUGGUAACGCGGUGACAAAUGCGCACUUCUCCACACUCCCGUAUAGAAGUUAGGAUCAGAGACCAAGAUGAAAGACGAUGGAGCACCGAAUGUGGCCAAAACCACCGACCCGCCCCCGAAAAGGGGGGUGCCGCCAUCUGGCGGAGGAGCUGGAGAAAUGGAACUAGAAAAGUCCCCCAGCGGGAGCGUUUUCUCCGACCGAUUCUUCGGGGCCUUCCAGUGGGAGGAGUUCGCCUGCGGCUGCGGCGCCGCCUUCGUCAACAUCGCGGCCACCUAUCCCAUAUACAAGAUGAUAUUCCGCCAAAUGCUGCACGGCGUGCCCAUCACCUCGGCCUUCGCCCAGCUGCGACACGAGGGCCUGGGCUUCCUGUACCGCGGCAUGCUCCCGCCGCUCGCCCAGAAGACCAUCUCCCUGUCCAUCAUGUUCGGCGUGUUCGACGGGACGCGGCGGUACCUCGUUGAGGACUACCGUCUGAACGACUACGGAGCCAAGGUGAUCGCCGGUGUGGUCGCCGGCAGCGCCGAGUCCAUCCUCCUGCCCUUCGAGAGGGUGCAGACCCUCCUGGCCGACUCCAAGUUCCACCAGCACUUCGCCAACACACCCAACGCAUUCAGGUAUGUGGUGGCCCACCAUGGCUAUCGGGAGCUCUACAGGGGACUCGAACCAGUAUUUUGGCGCAACGGCCUGUCCAACGCGUUGUUCUUCGUGCUGCGGGAGGAGGCCAGCGUCCGACUGCCCAAUAGACAAACGGUAUCCAGUCGGACGGCCCAGGAGUUCGUGGCGGGCGCGGUGAUUGGGGCGAGCAUUAGCACAAUUUUCUAUCCGCUCAACGUGAUCAAGGUGUCGCUGCAGAGCGAAAUGGGCCAGAGGUCAGAGGGCAGCUGGCAGGCCUGCAAGCGAAUUUACAUAGAGCGCGACUGCCGCAUCGCAAACUUCUACCGCGGAUGCGCCUUCAACACGGGCCGCUCCUUCAUCAGCUGGGGCAUCAUGAACACGGCCUACGAAAACCUCAAGAAACUAAUGCACCAGCAGCCGCAGAUUCCCCUAGCCUCGGAGUAGAACUAGAGUAUACUUACGGUUACUUCUGCCUUUUAGCUAGCCAAUUAUUUCUUUCGGUUUAAGUCUCGUCUAAGUCGCUCGUGUUGAGAUGCUGAAUUCUAGGUGUUACUGUACAUAUACGCAUUGUAGCCUCCUCAUAUCUGUAUAUCAUUUCGAUUCGCGCCGCGGAUGCCAAGUACAAUACAACGUGAGCAUUUAAAGGUACCCCAAUCUACGAGUUACGGUUUAGUUAGCUACUAUAUACGAAUACGAGUACGUGUAAAUAAUACUAGAUGAUGAUGUACAAUAUAAUACAAGUGUGUUGUUUGUUCGCUAAUAACUGUGUGUGAUUCAUUGAAGUUACUGAAACUGAUUAAUUAACGCUGUAAUUUCAAUGUUCUUAAAUGAAAAUAAAAGUGUAUUUGUAAUUACGAAGUUUAAGCAUA